Molecule: messenger RNA, 1505 nt
Organism: Cornus florida
Lineage: Eukaryota; Viridiplantae; Streptophyta; Magnoliopsida; Cornales; Cornaceae
Product: nicotianamine aminotransferase 1-like
Exons: 7
Coding region: 237-1505 (422 amino acids)
Biological process (GO): biosynthetic process; amino acid metabolic process
Molecular function (GO): transaminase activity; pyridoxal phosphate binding
Source: RefSeq, a predicted model, not a curated record
GACGAUAUACACAUGCUAGUGUGUGUAUAUGUAUGUGUAUACUAAAUUGACAAUGUACACAUGCUACUGUAUAUGUCUAUAUAUAGCAUCCUCUUUAUCUCCUACUCUCAAUAUACACGCACAAACAGACGAAUCUCUCACUUAACUCUCUCCACCUAAGAGUUGUGAGUCUGAAAUUAGGCAUAAGUCACAUAAUAGCCGAUUGAUUAGCUCAGACAAAGAAAAAGAAGAAGAAUAUGGGGGCAAUGGAUAACAAAUCAAUAAAAUGGGGUUUUCAUGGAAAUAAUGGAGAACUGAAAAUGGCUUCGGCCAUGACUAUCAGAGGUGUUCAGUCCACGGUAAUGGCAAAUUUGAAUGAAGCAGAUAACAGGCCGAUGAUUCCUCUAGCCCAAGGUGAUCCAUCCUCCUUUACGUGCUUCCGAACCACUCCUGUAGCAGAAGAUGCCAUUGUGGAUGCUGUCCGCUCUGCUAAUUUCAACUGCUAUGCUCCAGCUGUUGGAAUCCUUCCAGCAAGGAGGUCCAUUGCAGAAUCUCUCUCACGCGAUCUUCCAUACAAUUUAUCACCUGAUGAUGUCUAUCUUACCGUUGGUGCCGAACAAGCAAUUGAAAUCAUAUUAACAGUCCUUGCUCGCCCCGGGGCCAACAUUUUGCUUCCUAGACCAGGCUAUCCAUUUUAUGAAGCUCGCGCUGCAGUCAGCCAUCUUGAAGUCCGCCAUUUUGAUCUUCUCCCGGAAAAAGGUUGGGAAGUAGAUCUUGACGGUGUGGAAAAUCUUGCAGAUGACAAAACUGUUGCUAUGGUUAUCAUCAACCCUGGAAACCCAUGUGGGAAUGUUUUCACAUAUGAACAUUUGAAGAAGGUUGCAGAGACUGCAAGGAGGCUUGGAAUUUUAGUGAUUGCAGAUGAAGUUUAUGAUCACCUAGUUUUUGGGAGCAACCCUUUUGUGCCAAUGGGUGUGUUUGGAUCGAUCAUACCUGUUCUUACACUAGGUUCUUUAUCAAAGAGUUGGAUUGUCCCCGGUUGGCGUCUUGGUUGGAUAGCAACAAGUGAUCCAAAUGGAAUCCUUCACACGACAGGGAUUACUGAGUACUUGAAGAGCUACAUCUACCUCACCUCUGAUCCUGCAACCAUUAUUCAGGGAGCAGUUCCUCGGAUCAUUGAGAGAACACCGGAGGAUUUCUUUUCGAAGAUUAUUGGUAUGAUCAAAGAAGCUGCAGAUACUUGUUACGACAGACUAAAGGAAAUUCCUUGCAUCACCUGCCCACAUAAACCAGAAGGAUCCAUGUUUGUAAUGGUAAAGCUAAAUCUGCAACUAUUGGAAGGCAUAAAUGAUGAUAUGGAGUUCUGUAUCAAGCUUGCUAAGGAGGAAUCUGUGAUUGUUCUACCAGGGAUUGCCAUGGGAAUGAAGAAUUGGCUGAGGAUAACUUUUGCCGUGGCAACUUCAUCUCUUGAAGAUGGCCUUGGAAGAAUAAAAGCAUUUUAUUUGAGGCAUGCCAAGAAGAAAUAG